Molecule: messenger RNA, 1104 nt
Organism: Salvia hispanica
Lineage: Eukaryota; Viridiplantae; Streptophyta; Magnoliopsida; Lamiales; Lamiaceae
Product: vesicle-associated protein 4-1-like
Biological process (GO): endoplasmic reticulum membrane organization
Cellular component (GO): plasma membrane; endoplasmic reticulum membrane
Source: RefSeq, a predicted model, not a curated record
UGACUUUUCUACAAACAAACACAACUCUGCAAUUGAGUCAACUAAUAUUCCACACCCCAAAAUCGGAACUCGAAACGUAAUCCGUUGGCGAAUUGCGGUGGUUUUUGUCGCGAAUGGCGAUAGCUGACCGUCGCCACAACAAGUGGCUGAUUUGCCCUCUCUGGCGCUCAUCGGCGUCUCCUCCUUCUCCAUCUUCCACUCAGAAUCUUCAACCUCAGUCGCAGAAUCAUCAUAAUAGUCACCAAAACGGCGUCGCCUCGGCCAACGCCCGCUCCUCCUCUACGGUCUCCUCUGUCGCCAGAUCGCUCAUCCCUGGGCGGCGGAGGCUCCGCCUCGAUCCUUCCAGCAAACUUUACUUCCCCUACGAACCGGGGAAGCAGGGGAGGAGCGCUGUUCGGAUUAAGAAUUCCAGCAAGUCUCACGUUGCUUUCAAGUUUCAAACUACUGCACCGAAAAGUUGUUAUAUGCGACCGCCUGGAGGCAUCCUUGCUCCUGGAGAAGGCCUAAUAGCUACUGUAUUCAAGUUUAUGGAGCUUCCUGAAAACAAUGAAAAGAAUCAGAAGCGCAAAGUUAAGUUCAAAAUCAUGAGUCUUAAGGUGAAACAAGGAAUAGAUUAUGUGCCUGAACUGUUUGAAGAGCAAAGGGAUGAAGUGAUAGUUGAGCGUGUGAUGCAGGUGGUUUUCCUAGAUCCAGAGCGCCCCAAUCCUGCACUUGAUAAGCUAAAGCGCCAAUUGGCUGAGGCUGAUGCUGCAACAGAGACCCGCAAAAAGCCCCCAGCAGAUGCAGGUCCAAAAGUGAUAGGCGAAGGUCUUGUUAUAGACGAAUGGAAAGAACGAAGGGAGAAAUAUCUUGCUAGGCAGCAAGUUGAAGCAGUAGACUCGAUGUGAUUUUUGCUAAUUUUCAUUUGAUGUCUGAUCGAUUUUUCUGUCCGGUGGAAGUUGUGCACGACUGAGGAAGUUCUCAAUGCGUAGGGUAAAAGUAAAAUAAUGGCUAUGUAAUUGUAUGUGAGAUAAAAUGUAUGUAAUAGGUUUGGUCCCUGUGUUUGUUUCAUGUAAAUAUCUUCUAGUGUUGGCAGAAAUUAAAAUUUCCAUUCUUACGCAAUAA